This is a messenger RNA of Hyaena hyaena (striped hyena), 2266 nucleotides long. RefSeq names its product ependymin related 1 (gene EPDR1). The transcript is spliced from 3 exons. NCBI's taxonomy places the organism in Eukaryota, Metazoa, Chordata, Mammalia, Carnivora, Hyaenidae. Bases 1 to 804 code for a protein of 267 amino acids. The record is from RefSeq and is a predicted model, not a curated record. Gene Ontology annotation, biological process: cell-matrix adhesion. Gene Ontology annotation, cellular component: lysosome; extracellular region. Gene Ontology annotation, molecular function: calcium ion binding.
AUGCCGGGGCGCGCUCGGCUCCGCGGGGCCCUGGGCGCCUGGCUGCUGCGCGGCCUCUGGGUCUGCGCGCUGGGCGGCCUCUGCGGCCUGGGGGCGGCGGCGCCGGGGGCGGGGGCCGGGGGCGCGCCGGGGACCCCGCGCCCGUGCCAGGCGCCGCAGCAGUGGGAGGGCCGCCAGGUUGGGUACCGGCAGAGCACCGGGCGCACCAGCCGCGCCCUCCUCUCCUACGACGGGCUCAACCGGCGCGUGCGGGUGCUGGACGAACGCAAGGCGCUGAUCCCCUGCAAGAGAUUAUUUGAAUAUAUUUUGCUCUAUAAGGAUGGAGUGAUGUUUCAGAUUGAACAAGCCACCAAACAGUGCUCCAAGAUCACCCUGACGGAGCCCUGGGACCCUCUAGACAUUCCUCAGAACGCCACCUUUGAGGACCAGUACUACAUCGGGGGACCCCUAGAGCAGAUCACCGUCCAGGAGUGGUCUGACAGGAAGUCGGCUAGAUCAUAUGAAACCUGGAUUGGCAUUUACACAGCCAAGGAUUGCUACCCCGUCCAGGAAACCUUCACCAAGAACUACAGCGUGAUACUGUCCACGCGGUUUUUCGACAUACAGCUGGGCAUUGAAGACCCCUCGGUGUUUACGCCGCCCAGCACCUGCCAGACGGCCCAGGCCGAGUGGCUGGGGGGCGACUGCUCGUGGGAAGCCCGUGAGCGCAGAGGUGCUGGCCUCGGACGUCAUCCCCACCUCGAAAGGAACGUGAGGCUUUCGAGAAGUAAGAACCUCCCCUGGAGAUACAUGUCCUCCUUGUAGGAAGAUGCACGUCGAUCGGGGUUCUCUGUACAUACUUUGUUGACUACUCGCGCCUUGUUUACAGAAGGGACUGGACUGGAGGAUGUGCGGGGACAGGAACGGAAGGGAGGGCAACCCGGGGACUUCAGUCAGGCGCCCAGCCUGCACGGGCGCUGGCCCCCGUGUGCCAGGUGUGUCCAGGUGUGCCCCCCCGCGUGCCAGGUGUGUCCAGGUGUGCCCCCCCGCGUGCGCAGGUGUAUCCAGGUGUGCCCCCCGCGUGCGCAGGUGUGUCCAGGUGUGCCCCCCCCGCGUGCGCAGGUGUAUCCAGGCGCACUGGCGUGCACGGGCGGGGCCGGCAGGAGCGCUGUGCCUGGCGGGGAGCAGUGUUUCAUCACUGGCGUGACUGAAGAUAGCUGCCACCGGGUGACAGUAAAAGGCAGGACGAUCUUGGUCAGUGUUACUGUUAACUUGUACGCGCUCUACAGAUAACGGCUCCUUUACUGCCGGGCCGGGGGCUGAGUCCUCCCCCAGCCCCACCUCCUGCACCUGUCGCCACCGACUUAGUGAUUCCUUAAAAUCCCUUCCAGGAGUAAGGGCUUUAUGGCAUGACCUGAGUGAUGUAAAUUUGGGGAGGAAACAAAAGGCCAUAAAGCAAAGUAAUCAUGCCUCCAAGAGACACUGUAAAACGAGAGGGUUUGAAAAUCUUGAUGUCUGUACCUAGGGAAGCAUGAGCUAUGUAUGCUACCUUUUUUUCUAUGCAAGAGUAUUGAUACAUACGUGCGGAAUCAUCACGUAUUUGUCAGGGGAUCUAGAAAGACAGGUAGUAUUCUCAAAAUAGCACUGAGUCAGAAGUCAGGAGACUGUUGUCUUCAAAAUCCAGAAGAGGGAUUCCUUUGUACUUGAACUCCUUUGAUUAACUAAAUGCACUACCUUUGGCUCACCUGGGCCUUCCUGGGGCACUUGUUUCACACCCUCUGUGUCUGUAUGACCUCUGCUCACCCCUGGCAGGCCAGCUGGCACUUGACCUUCAGAAUGCUGCUCCCGAGCCCGGAUCGGGUGCACCCUGUAGCUUGAGCAUGCUGUUCUCAUGAUACUGCUUCGGCUGUGUGCUCGCUUCCUGCUUACUGGACACUGUCACCCACUAGCUUGGCUACGAGCUGCUUGAAUACGGGUACCGCGUUGUGCUUACUUUUAUAUGCCCAGCACCAAAUAAGUGCCUGGCACAUGGUCAGUGCCCUAAACAUUUGUAGAGUGGGGGACGCCAGCCUGUCUGGUCCUUGGUUUCCUCAUCUGUUCAAGGGUUGGGUUGGGUUUGCUGACCUCUAGGGAGAGUCUAAGUAAUAAAAUUUAUUAUUCUAGAUUUUUCGGCGAUUGUGUUUCAUCUGGCUAUCGCCUAUUAGUAGGAGAAAUGUGUGACAUCUGUAACAUGCUGAAAACAAUCUGUAUUACUCACAGUUUAUUUCAAUAAACAAGUUUAAUUGCA